CGCAGAGCUCGGACCCCGGCUGAGAAGCGCAGACCUGGCGGUCAAGUAGCAGAAGGGGCAGAGCCCCCAGGACACGAGCACUCGGUGUCCUCCCAGCGUCUGGACACUGCAUCAGCGCACCGCAAGAUCACGGUGCUUUGGACCCUGCUUUGCUGAGAAUGAGGUGGUCUUCACACACAGCCCCUUUACAGCUUUGGGGAAGCAGUAGAGAGCGUAGAACCCAUCUACAGGCAGAGUCCUAGAAACCCGGCAAAAUGAAGGACCGGCUUGCAGAACUUCAGGAAUUGUCCAGGAGCUAUGACCAACAAUUCCCAGAUGGGAACGACGACUUUGACGCUCCCCACGAGGACAUCGUGUUCGAGACCGACCACAUCCUGGAGUCCUUGUACCGGGUCAUCCAGGACAUCCAAGAUGAAAACCAGCUGCUUCUGAUCGACGUGAGGCGCCUGGGGAGGCAGAACGUCCGCUUCCUCACGUCCAUGAGGCGCCUCAGCAGCAUUAAGCGCGACACCAAUUCCAUCGCCAAGGCCAUCAAGACCCGGGGCGAAGGCAUCCACCAGAAGCUGCGCUCCAUGAAGGAGCUGAGCGAGCAGGCGGAGGCCCAGCAUGGCGAGCACUCGGCGGUGGCGCGCAUCUCACACGCACAGUACAGCGCGCUGGCCCGCGCCUUCCAGCAAGCCAUGUAUGAGUACAACCAGGCAGAGAUGAAACAGCGCGACAACUGCAAGAUCCGCAUCCAGCGGCAGCUGGAGAUCAUGGGCAAGGAUGUGUCGGGCGAGCAGAUCGAGGACAUGUUUGAGCAGGGCAAGUGGGACGUGUUCUCCGAGAACCUGCUGGCCGACGUGAAGGGCGCGCGGGCGGCGCUCAACGAGAUCGAGAGCCGCCACCGCGAGCUCCUACGCCUCGAGGGUCGCAUUCGCGACGUGCAUGAGCUGUUCCUGCAGAUGGCUGUGCUGGUGGAGAAACAGGCGGACACGCUGAACGUCAUCGAGCUCAACGUGCAGAAGACUCUUGACUACACGGGUGAAGCCAAGGCGCAGGUGCGCAAGGCGGUGCAAUACAAGAAGAAGAACCCCUGCAGGACCAUCUGCUGCUUCUGUUGCCCCUGUGUCAACUAGCAGCUGGCUUGGGCCUCCACUGCAUGUAGGAUGCCAGCCAAAGCAUCCUGUGCUGGGCCGAGGGAGAGGAUCCCAAUACCUUACAGAAUUCAGAGCAUAGAGAAAGUGGGGGUUGGGAUGCAAGAUUUGGAACCUGACACCUGCCUACAAGGGAUGGUUGUUAGCAUCCAAUGGCUCCUUAAUGUAGGCAGAUUUCCACCGGCAUUGUGUGAUGUCAUUAUAAAAUACAUAGCACUCAGCAUUACCGGGAGGAACUAAUAUCAUUGCUAAGAUUCAUGUCUUGAAGUCUAAAGGAGGAAGCCAAGCGAAAGUAUGCUAAUAGUAUGAGCACAUUAUCAAAAGUUACCUUCGUUUAUCCUCUCUAGAAAGUUCCUAGGUGCUACACGAUUUUGAGUGACAUUCACUUCAGUAUUCCUCACUUCUGUUCAAUUUCAAGUAACUUUGACCUCGGGUAAGCUGGAUGCCAUUCACUUCCAAUUAUCUAUGUUGUAUGAGUCCUGCGUGAACACCUUUCCUUGAAUCGCUCCCCCUACGCAUUAACCCGCACUGGACACUGGUUCCUUAGCUUGCUCACGUUUUAUAAUGUCUACCAGUUUAUAUAUGAAUAUUUUUUAAGCACCAAAUAUUGAACGGGCACUCAAGUUGAACUUUAUAUUGGUCACAUUUUAUGGAUUUUUCACAGAUAACAUUUAUUUAAAAAUGUAUCUUUGUACUUCAUUUCAUAUGAAUAUGGGUGUAAAUGUAAACUAAUCUUCAGUCGCAAGUGUAUAUUAAAGGCUAAUUGGAUUGACUUUGUUUUUGGAAAUUCUGUAUAUAAGCAACAAGAGCUUUUUUGGUACAUGUCAGUGUUUGGUGGUCUCCAGGGUAUUUCAUUCCUGUCUGCACAAUCCAGUUUGGGUCAAACUUUAUUCUGAACAACUGUGUACUGUCAUUAAUAAAGAUAAGCAAGAAAGAUUGGAAACCUGUGAAACAGCUAGAGAUAGUAAAGUGAGGGUCUUUGAAAUAGUAAUUUACCUUACUGAGAGCCAGUCCUUUCUCCAUUAAAGCAGAGAGAAGUAAAGUAAAAUCUUGAUUUUUAAAUAAGUUUAAUAAACACGACAUUAUAACCA
Grammomys surdaster is the source of this 2227-nucleotide messenger RNA. RefSeq names its product syntaxin 11 (gene Stx11). Bases 255 to 1118 code for a protein of 287 amino acids. The record is from RefSeq and is a predicted model, not a curated record. NCBI's taxonomy places the organism in Eukaryota, Metazoa, Chordata, Mammalia, Rodentia, Muridae. Gene Ontology annotation, cellular component: SNARE complex; plasma membrane; synaptic vesicle. Gene Ontology annotation, biological process: intracellular protein transport; synaptic vesicle fusion to presynaptic active zone membrane; exocytosis. Gene Ontology annotation, molecular function: SNAP receptor activity; SNARE binding. The transcript has 3 exons.